AUGGAUGAAGGUGGCGAGUCGAGACGCCCAAGGGCCGAGUCUGGGCCCCGCGGGCCAACCUCACCGACCAGAAGCUCUCGUGGCAUUGCAGACGAAGAUGCCAUCUCACCUACAAGGGGCCUCUCUGCGGCCGAGGAAGGCCAGCUAGGUGAAGGCCUUCGACGCCGCAGCUCGGCUGCCAGACGCAGUGGCAGUGCGGGCAUACCGAGUUUAGCUCCUCGAACGACUCUUGCGGAUCGAACGCAAGGCAAAUUUACUUUGGCUGGACCGGACGAGACCACGCAAAUGCGGCUGUCUCACGAGCCUUUCGUACAGCCUGGAUAUGCCGACUUGAACCCUUCCUAUGAACAGGCAAACAAUGCGAAACCCGUCUGGAGUUUGGCCAAGCCUUUGCCGCGUGUAGUUCGACCGGGAAUGGUCCCGAUGAAGGAGGAAUUACUGCAGAACCGUGCUAAUGCACAGCUUCCGGCUGAAAAUUCGCAAAGGCUCGGGCUUGAUGUCAAUCCCAAUGACCUAGAGCAGGGGAAAAUCGAAAAAACUGCCGACCCUCGGAAGAUGGCGGCGAUGGUGGAAGAUGCGCGACAGCAGCGCGAGAAUAACUUCAUGAACAAGAUUCUGAAUGGCGAGACCACUUCUGUGAGACAGGGUUCGCGUAUGUCUCGCACUUCCUCAAUGCGUAUGAGACGCCCAUCCGCAUGGGGAGGGUCUCAGGACCACCUCUCUACUGUCGAUGAAAGACCAUCAGACGUAACAAAUGAUGAUCGGGAAAGGCCGAAUCAAUACCUGAGCGAUGAUCCCCUUCGCCCUGUCGCCGAAGAGCCAGAAGGUCAAUUGGGCCCUGACAUGGAAGGAAAGAUCGAGUUCCCGGCAAUUGAUGAUGCCACCUUCCCUGAAGAUUUACAUCCACUGAUACAAGAGUUGGUUGAAGAUGAGGUGCAUAACAACCAUACGACUUGGUCUGUUAUUCGUACGCAUCAUCGCGAAGCUUUAGCUGAGGCACUGGCAGUUUAUGUCCAGCUCACCAUUGGAUUCUGUGCUGAUCUAUCGGUGACUGUGGCAAAUGCCGGCAAUCCCAACACUACUGCUUGGGCCUGGGGCUUGGCUACUAUGAUCGGAAUUUACAUUUCCGGUGGUGUUUCUGGUGCCCAUCUGAACCCAGCUAUUACCAUAAUGCUUUGGUUCUACCGUGGUUUUCCAAAGCGGUUAAUGCCUGAGUACUUUGCUGCUCAGUUCGUUGGUGCAUUUUGUGCCGCAUUAACUGCGUAUGGUCUAUACUACCAAUCGAUCCAAAUGUAUACGAGCACAAACGCCGCCACCAGCAUCAUAAAUAGUUUCGUGACCAGCCAGCGCGAAACCUGGAUUGACGCCGCCACGGCAUUCUUCACAGAGUUCCUCGGAACCUGUUUUCUCACUGUUACUGUUUUGGCCUUGGGUGAUGACCAAAAUGCCCCUCCCGGAGCUGGCAUGAGUUCUCUGAUUAUUGGCCUCGUUAUCACAUGCCUCAGCAUGACAUUUGCUUACCAGACUGGUGCGGCUUUCAAUCCGAGUCGUGAUUUUGGCCCGCGCCUUGCACUUCUGGCCCUGGGUUAUACCAAUGAUUUGUUCCGGAAUCCGUACUGGUUCUAUGGGCCAUGGGCGGGCGCUGUGAGUGGAGCGUUCAUGGGUGGCUUCCUGUACGAUUUCAUGAUCUUUACGGGCGGUGAAUCUCCGGUCAACUAUCCAUUAGAGAGAACCCAGCGGGCGAUGAAAAAGAGCGGGUUGAAGUGGAGACGCCGGCUAGGUCUUUCCAAGGAGGAACCACAGAGUAUAGCCAUUGCUUGA
Molecule: messenger RNA, 1821 nt
Organism: Penicillium macrosclerotiorum
Lineage: Eukaryota; Fungi; Ascomycota; Eurotiomycetes; Eurotiales; Aspergillaceae
Product: MIP/aquaporin family protein
Exons: 2
Coding region: 1-1821 (606 amino acids)
Biological process (GO): glycerol transmembrane transport; water transport
Cellular component (GO): plasma membrane
Molecular function (GO): glycerol channel activity; water channel activity
Source: RefSeq, a predicted model, not a curated record